AUGGGCAAGCACUAUUCUUCGGCGCCAAUCAGCACUGUAUCCUCGACUAGUAACAUUGACAAAGAGGGUGGAAAAUACCUCGGCGGUCUCCGACCUGGCGAGUCAGUUGUUUUUGCUUGCCUCGAGGUGGUUAUCUGUGCCUUGGCACGCUAUCAACCUGCUGUGUUGGAAGUGGCAUCAUCUACCACUGUUCCCACAUCUUCGACAGCAUCUGGUAUAAUCAUAAAAUCUCUCCACAUCUCUUGUCUUUACCAGUUUUAG
Protopolystoma xenopodis is the source of this 261-nucleotide messenger RNA. The record is from the annotation of a GenBank genome assembly. Lineage: Eukaryota; Metazoa; Platyhelminthes; Monogenea; Polystomatidea; Polystomatidae.